This is a messenger RNA of Carassius auratus (goldfish), 4221 nucleotides long. It is a transcript of the gene pik3c2g, whose product is annotated as phosphatidylinositol-4-phosphate 3-kinase catalytic subunit type 2 gamma. The transcript is spliced from 33 exons. Gene Ontology annotation, cellular component: phosphatidylinositol 3-kinase complex; plasma membrane; cytoplasm. The coding region runs from base 366 to 4208 and encodes 1280 amino acids. Lineage: Eukaryota; Metazoa; Chordata; Actinopteri; Cypriniformes; Cyprinidae. The record is from RefSeq and is a predicted model, not a curated record. Gene Ontology annotation, molecular function: 1-phosphatidylinositol-4-phosphate 3-kinase activity; 1-phosphatidylinositol-3-kinase activity; phosphatidylinositol binding. Gene Ontology annotation, biological process: phosphatidylinositol-mediated signaling; phosphatidylinositol 3-kinase/protein kinase B signal transduction; cell migration.
UCUCUGACGCCAAAUGUUUCAAACACCGGUUCCUCGGAUCAAAAGUCACAAAGUAACGUACACACGAGAUCAAAGGAGCGGCGCGCUCCCGUCACUCUCUGAUGAAGCGGGAACACUGCUAACCUUAGAGUAGAGAAACUUCACCUAAAGUAUCGAUCUCGUCAGGCUGCUAUCGAUCCAGGUAUUGAUACUAAAGAGUUUAUGAUCGAUUUGUUCUCACCUGUCGUGAAGGUUUCGCGCUGAAAUACCUGAGAAUGAUCAGGUGGUGUUUUUAACACCGGCCUGUCAGCAAUGACCUGAAGCUGGACUCCUGAAAUCCUUCCCGAGAACUGACUUCACAGCUGAGAUUUACAGACUGAGAUCCAAUGGAUCCCUGGCAAGAUCCCGUGUUUCAGGGGUGGAAUGUUCUCGCCUUCCCAAGUCAGGAAGAUCUGGAUUUAUACACAGCCCUUUCUGAAUCCACAGCCGAUCAGAGGAAUCAGGAGCAGGACACUUGGAGCAUUACUUUAAUAGAUUCUGCACAAGGCAGUAACAGCAGAACUGCAUCGCUCUGUGUGUCAACAUCACAACUGCUCUCAGAACACGGUCUCAGUCGUGACAGGUUUAGCUGGAGCGUGGUGUGGGCCCGAGCGGCUCCUGUGCACGAGUCUCUCCUGGAGUCCGCUGAACUUCUCUUCAAUGUGUCCGUGCCCGGUCUGCAGGUGGAGCUGCCGUACAGAACCAGAUUAAACAGCACAGCCCAGGAGCUGAUGGAGGCGGUUCUGGUGACUCUAGAUCAUCCCUCGGUCAGUGGACAAUACCUGAUGAAACUCUGCGACUCAGAGGAGUAUCUCAGAAGUGAUGAAAUCUUGGGACUGUGUGAAUGCAUCCAGGUGUAUCAGAAGUUUGCUCUGGAUGUUCCAGUGAGGAUGGUGCUCAAGGACUGCAUUGACCCAGCACUGACUCCAGAUGAGGAAGACGACCGCCAGGUGUUUCAUUUUAAUCAAGUCCUCGACUCUGCCUCUGCAGUCAGCAUUAUGAGGUCAGAUCUGCAGGAGAAGCUGAGCAGCUACAGUCAGGCAGUGAACCAGCUCUUGAGAAGCCAGUGUGGUGUUGGUGUAGAGAAGGUUGUGGAGUGUGUUCAUGCGGUGUGUGAGCAGCUGUGUGGCGUCUCGACUGUAGAUGUGGACGAGGCUGUCGUCCGGCUCCAGCGCUUCGCUCCUGUCACACUGACUCCGGGUGAAAUGUGUGAGUGUGAAACUGCUGUAGUCAUGCUCCAUCACGCUCUGCUGAAGCUGCUCCACAUGUUCUUCACAAACUUUGAUCUGGACUUCAGAGGACAGGAGGACCACCCGGAUCCCCCAGCAGCAGAUGUCAAGCACAGCACAUGCAUGCUGCAGCUCACACUGACCGGCCUCUACAGACUGCUGCCCGGCUGGAUAAACAGUUAUGAUCACUUAAGCGUGAGCUGCUCGCUCACAUACUGCGGCAGGAAUCUGACUGAACCUGUGGUGUCUGAGAACAUCAGCACGUCCCUUCAGCUCGGCUACAGGAUCCAGUGCAACCGUCUAUUGGUGUUUCCUGUUCCAGUUCAUGAGCUUCCAUAUGAAUCGAUGCUGUCUUUUCAUCUGCUGGGCUCUAAACAGGCCAAAAGCCCCGAGCUCCUGAGCUGGGCGGUCCUUCCUCUUUUUAACAACAGGACUCUGGUUCACGGCACGGUUCUGCUCAGUAUGUGCACACAGGUGCCACCCGUCUGUCCUCCGUCACCAGCGCUGAGCGACGGCCAUCGACAGCCCACCGGAGUCAUCCUACAGAUUGAUUUCCCGGAGUCUGGGCUGUGGAGAUAUGAGCGAGCGGCGGCUCGGCCCGAUCCAGUCCUGCAGUCGGUGCUGUGUGAAGAGCUGCAGAAGAGAGUGACUGAAGUGUGUCAGAAACACUGCCUGUCGCUCUUGACUGACAACGAGAAGGCCUUCCUGUGGAGCAAGCGGGACGUCUGCAGCCGGACGAACUCCUACCUGCACCUGGUGUUGGGCAGCGCGCCGCGGUGGAAACCUCAGAACCUGCCGGAUAUCUACUCCGUCCUGGAGCGCUGGAGUCCUGUGAGGGUCGAGGAAGCCCUGUUCCUCCUGAGUGAUGAGUUUCAUGACCAGUGCGUGCGGUCAGUGGCUGUGCUGUGUUUCCAGCAGAUGUGUGACAGUGAGCUGGAGGAGUUUCUGCCGCAGCUGGUGCAGGCUCUGAAGAUGGAGUGGGAGAUCGACGGGCCCUUGGUGAAGCUUCUGCUCUCCAGAUCUCUGCACUGCAUCCGCAUCGCUCAGCAGCUGUACUGGUUACUGGUGGACGCUCUGGACGACUGGCUCUACAGGAGCUGGAUGAGGAAGGUUCUGUCGGCGCUGAAGCACUGCUGCGGUCGGGCUCUGAGACACCAGCUCCAGCGUCAGAGCACACUGGUGGAUCUUCUCACGCAAGUGGCAGAGAAGAUCCGCUCGAGUGACAAGAACAAGAGAAAGGAUGUGUUUAGCCGAGAGAGAUGGCAGAUUGAGAGCUUUUUUGCUGAUGGACAGCCCUGCAGGCUUCCGUUAGAUCCCGCGGUCGAGGUCAAAGGUGUCAAUAUUGAGUCUUUUAAGGUUUUUAACUCAAACGCAGCACCUAUAGAAGUGUCCUUCAUCCCCACUGACCCGCUGGGACAGAACUACAGCCUCAUCUGUAAAACCGGAGAUAACCUGCGGCAGGACAUGCUGGUGCUGCAGAUGGUGCGUCUCCUGGACCGCAUGUGGACACACGACGGACUGGACAUGAGAAUGGUCACAUACAGAUGCAUCUCCACUGGACGAGAUCAAGGUUUAGUGGAAGUGGUGCGAGACGCGGUGACGCUGGCGCAGAUUCAUCAGGAGUGGGGUCUGUCCGGAGCGCUGAGGGAAGACACCUUAGAGAAGUGGUUCCACAUGAGGAACAAGACCAGAGAGGACUACGAGAAGGCGGUCAUGAACUUCCUUCACUCGUGCGCCGGCUGGUGCGUGGCCACAUUCAUCCUGGGCAUCUGUGACCGCCACAACGACAACAUCAUGAUCACACACAGCGGCCACAUGUUCCACAUCGACUUCGGCAAGAUCAUGGGCAAUGCGCAGAAGUUCGGCAGCAUCAAGAGGGACCGGACGCCCUUCGUCUUCUCUCCAGAGAUGCAGCGCUUCAUCACGGGCGGCGGAGAGAACCCGCAGCGCUUCCACCGCUUCGUGGAGCUGUGCUGUGACGCGUACAACCGUCUGCGCAGACGCUCGGCUCUGGUGCUCGGUGUGCUGCAGCUGAUGCUGACGGCUGGUAUGCCCGAGCUGAAGGACGUCCAGGACCUGAAGUACGUCCACAACAAACUGAGGCCUCAUGACUCGGAGCUGGAAGCCACCUCAUAUUUUACCAAAAAAAUCAAAGAGAGCAUGGAGAGCUUCCCAGUCAAAUUAAACUUCCUCUUCCACAAUAUGGUGCAGAUUUCCUCCACCAAACGUCCAGAAGCGCCGGCUACGAGGGAGAUCUCCUCCAACAGCAACAUCCAGGAGGCUGUGAUCCAGAAAUACACCGUCAACGGCAAAGAUGUGACGUACGAGCUGAAGGUGACCAUCGAGGACGGAUUCCUGGUCCUCCAGAAGAGCUUUGCUCAGUUUGAGAUGCUUCACAAGCUCCUGCAGAAGCACUUCAUCGAGUCCACGCUGCCCAAGUUCCCGAGCUGGUAUAACAUGUCCUUCACAGCGGGCAGGAAGAUGUCUCUGUUGAACAAGUAUCUGAAGGAGCUGUUUGAAGGGCCAUGCAAAGGGAAUGAAUACGUCUGCAGUCUGUUCCUGGACGGACCGGACGCCGCGGUCAAGGCAGAAACAGACGCUCAUCUCCGACCGCAGAUUCAGCUCUACCUGUCUUACAAAGACUAUAAGUUAUCUGUGAUGAUAAAGCAUUUGAAAAAUAUCAAGCUGUCUAACGGCUCGUGUCCGGACGCCUAUGUGGUCACACGACUGAGACCCGACCCACAGGACAAGACCAAGAGGAAGACCAAAGUGGUCCGCAGCAAUGACAACCCCACAUUCAACGAGCUGAUCGAGUACAGGAACGUGCCCAACCUCCACGGACACGUGCUGGAGGUGACGGUGAAGAGCAGGAAGACUUUCGUAGCGGCUACAAACGUGGUUCUGGGAGACAGAGUCCUGGACCAGGAGAAGUGGUUUCCUCUGGGCUUCUCGGCCGUCUGAAGACCAGCAUUAC